Messenger RNA from Fusarium venenatum, 273 nucleotides. The record is from RefSeq and is a predicted model, not a curated record. NCBI's taxonomy places the organism in Eukaryota, Fungi, Ascomycota, Sordariomycetes, Hypocreales, Nectriaceae.
AUGAAGACACUCCAAGGAGUGGGAUCGCAUGCGCAGAUACAACAACAAUGCAAGACACAGCAGCAACAGGCAAGCUCAGGAUCUGUUGUUAUGACCCGGGAGAAGAUGGAUGUGCUAGGGCCGGGCAACUACAGUAGUCGCCGAGCCUCGAGGAGCCUUCGAGGACGACAAUGGGCACGCAAGAUCAAAACGACAAAAGACCGGCAUGUUGCCUCGCAGACGCGUGAUAUACCUAACGAGCAACAACUGCUGCGGCCCACGGGAAGAAACUAG